CCUCUUCUCUGCAAUCCUUCAGUAUACCAGUUUGGUCCCCACCCAGAAACAUCAAUUAUUGCUAUACUGUUCCUCAGUCACCAUCAAGUUCAAGUGCAACGCCGAUCUAUCGUUCUUAUCCAUUUUUUAUUUUAUUGGAACGACGAAAUACGAGGAAAUAUUUCCUGUCAUUUUUUUCGAAAUGUGGCCUGAGAUCCCCUCUGUUUAGUGAAACUAACUGCGCGAAGUUCCAGUUACUGCAACGAACUUGUUUUAAAAAAAAUCUAGUGACCACCAGAGUUGCAACAACAGGAAAAAAUAAUCAUGAAAAACACACUCCUCAUAACUGCUACGACGAUAUUCUGUUCGCUGGUCAAUUCGGCUAUAGCAAAAAUACCUUCAAAAUGCGAGGGUGGGGGAAAUUUGAAGUACUUAUGGGGAGACGCUCUCUUGGACCAUCCAGAUUGUGUGGGUCCCAACAAUAUGCCAUAUCCAAACGCUGCCAUAGACAGAAGUUUUCGCGGAUCAAAUCCUUGGUCUGGCAGUUUUAGAACCGGAAGGUCUCAGAAGACAAUCGACCCUUUCCUGACGAGGAAGGCCCUUCUAGCUGCUCACGAACAAAAUCUUGGUGAAUCCCCCACGAUAUCCAGGCAAGCUCGUGCUGCCAAUGUAUCUCCAUCGAAUGCAUGCGGGGGAACCCCUGGUAGACUCUGCAAGACCAGGUACAACACGACUGCCCCAAUGUACGGAGUGUCCCUCACUUCCGGUCAGCCGGUGACAAUAGUCCAGAAAUUCCCGGACCUCCUACAACAAGUAGUUUUUGAGGUGUGCGAGAGCACCGAAUGCGACGUGGUGCGGGGCGAGUGUACGCAGACCUACGUGCCCUACCUCUUCCUGGUGAUUCCCCUCGGGCCUGUCACAUUGACAGGCCAGGACUACGUGCUGGUGGAGAGCGGCUGCGUGUGCCGGCCUAAGUACUCGGCGGCGAACAACCAGGAAGCGGCUGCCAUGGCAUCCCUGCCGAGAUUAUGAGGACUCUUUCGUUAAAAUUGGCUCCUCUCAAAACUCCUCUGAAAUAACUCUAGACCUGCAGGGGGAUUUUGUUUCACGAUCGUCGAUUGUCGUACGAUACGAUGAUGACCUCGAAGUCGAAUUCAUUUCCUAUUCUAUUUGUCGAUCAAGUCGCGAUCGAAUUCGACUUCGUAAAUCGUCGGUUUCCUGGCGAAAUGAAAUGAUAUUUUGAUCCAAUUAAGAUGGCUACAAGUGUAGCCAUCUUAGAUCCAAUGAAUCGAGCACCGAGGCCAUAGCCCCAAGGCCAUCACAAAUUUGAGGUUAUCGAAUUUCAAUUUUU
This is a messenger RNA of Phaedon cochleariae (mustard beetle), 1330 nucleotides long. Lineage: Eukaryota; Metazoa; Arthropoda; Insecta; Coleoptera; Chrysomelidae. The record is from the annotation of a GenBank genome assembly.